Messenger RNA from Athene cunicularia (burrowing owl), 7718 nucleotides. RefSeq names its product nuclear envelope integral membrane protein 2 (gene NEMP2). The record is from RefSeq and is a predicted model, not a curated record. Gene Ontology annotation, cellular component: nuclear envelope. The transcript is spliced from 8 exons. Bases 2248 to 3555 code for a protein of 435 amino acids. NCBI's taxonomy places the organism in Eukaryota, Metazoa, Chordata, Aves, Strigiformes, Strigidae.
GGCUCUUUCGCCCCCGGUGCGGCGCGACCCUCUGCCCCUGCCCAAAAUGGCGCUGCCCUACGGGAAGGCCGGGGCCUCCGCGUCCCCCGCCCCUGCCCGGAGCUAAAGUCGUUUGAGGGGCUAGGCGCAUCCCCGAGGCGCUCCGCGAUUUUCUCCUGCUUGCCCCACUUCAGUUUCCACGAGAAUUUUCGGCUUGGUAGCACCUUGUGGGACAGGCAGGGCCAGCGCCGGGGACCGGCGUGAACAAAGCGGCCGCAGGCGCACGGAGAGCAAGUGCCUGUGGGGUCCCUGUCGGAGGCAGCGGUUGGCAGGGCGGGGCCCAGUGCCGGGGGAGCUGGCUGGGCGGCUGCCUCGGCCCCUCUGGCUUUCUCAUUAGCUCGGGGUGCAGAACAGAUCCUAUUAACGAGGGCAAUGAAAACCCUAAAAGCUACUGUCAGUUGUAGUGGCGGUAUCUAUCUCAGAAACUGCUUCCCCCAUUGCCUUGGUGUUCCCGAGUCUUGGGCGUCCUCCGGGUUCUGCACCAGAUGCUGAUUCUCUUCGCUGCUCAUAAUCUCAAAUAUUGAGAGUUGCUCUCCCAGGGUGUUCUCACGGUAGCGAAAAUCCCCCUCUUGUCUCACACUUACCUGUUAAGAAGCAUCUUUCCUUUUGGAAAUGUGAUUGUUUCACUGUAUGGAGCUGAUCUCUCGUUUGAAGCAAAUUAUUUUUCUCAAGAAAAUGCCUUAAAAUUAAGGGGAGUAACAAAAUAUUUGCAGCGUUGUAUAUGGAGGACAUUACUUGUAAUGUGGAUGGGCAGUUUAUCCAUAGUGGUAGAAAAUCCUAAUACCCCCUGCAGAGAAGGUGUGGGCAGUCUCAGCAGCCUUUAGGUCCUGCUAGAGUAUUGCCAUUUCCUACCACUGAUUAUCUCGGUUUUAGCCCUGGGCAGUGCCCAGCCUCACCUGCUUGCUGCAUCAGUCGGCAGCGCUUCAGAGACGAAUCCUUUUGCAACUUCACCUGAUGACUUUUAUUGGAAGUGCCUGUUGGAAGCCCUUCUUUGAAGCAUUGUGCUCCCUUCCCGCUGGCUUUGCCGUGGAUCAAAAUUAAUCGGAUUGUUAAUUUUUCACAAUAAAAAUGCCUCAAUUUUAAGUUUAAACCAUUUUAUUUUAGCAGGAUCACCAGUGGAUGCUUUAAUUCUGAAAUGUCUAAUAAACUUAUGUAAGAACAUCCACACAAGUAUUUUUCAUUGGCUUAAUGAAAUUGUUUAAAAAAUAAUUUAGCCUAAAUUCAGCUUCCUUAUAGAGACAGGCAGGUUUUUACCUGCAAACAGUAUCUCCUUGUCCAGAUUGAGACUUCUGCACAUAAUCAUUAUGCUGUUCUGAAUGUAUGACAGUGUUUUAGCAGUUAUUACUGAGCUUGGCUUAGACCUACAUUUUCUAUUCAGUGAGCCAGAUGAUUCCUUCUGUUCAGAUCUGUAAUUAUUUCCUUUAUUCUUCUCUUUAAUUAUGUUCCUGGAACACUCCUGUAAUGCACUGCAGGGUAUAUUUUACACAUGUGUAUAGAUCAGAAUGUAUGUUAUUCUUCAGUUUGCUCCAUAAAUCUUUUAGGUGCAUUUCUGCUCAAAAGUGCAAUUCUGAAGAUCUUAGGGGCUCAGUAAUGUUUCAGGAGAGUUAGACCUCAAUUAGCAUCCCUAAUUAAAUGACUUAUGUCGAGCUACCAGUGUAGUUGCCUUGUUACAUGUCAUGGCUGGACUGUGUCUGGAAAACUUGUUUUCAAAAGAAGAGUUGUGUUAUUUAACAUUAUAAACAUUUCUGAGGGAGAGGAGUAUGAUUUCUGCCAUCAGCAGCUGUGUCAUGUGCUAAAUGACUAUUUUAAUAUGCAAGCCUGUGUACCUGCUCAGACUCCCACAGUUGCACUCACCAUUGGUAUAAGCAUCUACUCCGGUGGAGUUACACCCACUCGUGCCAGCAGUGAAUUUGGCCCACAGGCCCUAUUCCAGUGCCAUCAAAACACUGACACCGAAGCCAAGGUUUUAUGGAUUACAUUUUUUAAAAGUAUUGCUCUAGUUGUUUGUUUUUUUUUUUCCCCACGGUGUUGCAGUUUGCUCUGGAGCCUAAAUUACUUGAUUAGUAGUCUAAUUUGAAUUUUCAUCUAAAUCAAACUGAACAUGCUAUUCUGCAGCAUAGUUUUUACAUUUGAUUAUCUGCAAAUUGCUUGUGAUUCCCUCAGCACAGACAAUGAAAUGGAGAAAAAUUACACAUUUGUAUUUGAUACAUGCUUAAAAUUAACUUUUCUGCCCCCCACCCAGGUAGAAACUGUAGCUUUUUGCAGGAAAUGGAUGUCAUCCAGAAACAGGAUGAAAACUGUUAUUGCUAUGUGCAAAACAGAACCAUUCACUUGCAGUACCUUUGGUCAACUCUUCAGGUAAGAGUUAACAGCAGAGAAAAGUUCAGGUUUGAGCCUAUUUCAGAAGAAAGCAACUGUCGUAAUUCAGAAACCGUCUUUGAGUUUGCUGCAUGUGCUGUUCAAAUCUUCCGGAAACCAGAGACAUCUACAGAAACUUUCAUAAGCAUAAAACAAUAUGGAGAGGAUAUUUGUUUCAGAAUACAGCCCUUCAAAACUGAACUGUACACCGUGAGUGUGAAACGAGGAAUGCUAGAUGGAAAGCUCUUGUUUUUGUUUGUAGCUGGAAUUUUUCUGUUCCAUUUUGCAAACAGCCUGAGCAGGAGUACCAAGUUCUUUUACCUUUCUGGAAUGAUACUGGGUGUUCUUGCUCAGCUAGUCUUUGUCCUGUUGACUCUUAAAAGGUUUAUUCCAAGGCACAGUACCUUCUGGAUCUUAAUGAGUGGCUGCUUGAUGUGCUCACUCUAUUUUAUUUACUGCUUCAAAGAGAAUAUGCAGUGGUUGUGGUUGGAACACAGAAACUACUUAUUGGGGUAUCUUUUGGCUGUUGGAGGUACCAGCUUUGCCACUUGCUAUCAGCAUGGACCUCUUACCACUGAACUGAGCAUCACCUUAUUCUCAUGGAUGCUACAAUUAACAGCCUUUGUCUUGAUGUACUGUGGUGUCACCAUACCUCAAGUUGCGUAUGCAGUAAUAGCAGCCAGCCUCUGUUCAAAAGGCCUGUGUUACCCCCUUGGUGCUGCUAGUCACAUAGGCAGAAAAAUUAAGAAUUACUUUAAAUCAAAGAAGUUAUUGUUUAAAUACCUUACUGAAGAGGAGUAUCGAGAACAAGGUGAAACAGAAACUAUCAGAGCCCUGGAGGAGCUGCGCUCAUUCUGCAGGAACCCUGACUUCCCAUCAUGGUUAGCUGUAUCCAAACUCCAGUCCCCACAUAGGUCCCUCUGCUGCAGCUUUCUCCAGUCCUCUGCUUCUCCAUUUCAGACAGCUGCAGAUGAUUUAGGAGGAUUUCCAUCCCCAAAUGUAUUUUUAUUAUUGCUUUCAAUUUCACCAUCACCUUACCUCGGAUGGGUACUGCUCUCCAUUCCAGGCCUCUCAACGGCCCACAAAACAGCUGCGGCCAUUUCAGCUGCUUGGAGAAACUGCUGUCAGCAGAGAUGGGGUGGUGCUGCAACCAUGUAAUUGGGAAUACAGAUAAACACAGCUCCACUUUCCUCAGAGUACUCAGUAGUGUGCUCAUUCAAUAAAAAGCAGAAAGUAAUUCCUGGCAAGGCAAUGAGGGAGGGAUACCUGGCUCCCACCUCGCUUUCUUUUGCCCUCUUUGGGACAUGGCACAGGAGAUGUGUGGGGAGGAAGAGAAAAGAACAGGGAGAGAAAUUUAGACAGUCAAAUGUCUUCCACUUCACGUAUUAUGCAGUCCUAGGGCAGGGAAUAGCUCAUGUCCCCUCAAGGUCAUCCACCUUCAGAGGUCAUUUUCUUAUUUUGUUCUUUAGAUUAUCCCUAUAUUCUGUCCUCGCCUUCCUGUGUUCCUUUACUGUCUUCCAAACUGCAGAAAACAAAAGACCAUUAAUUUUGUCACUGUCCCACCAGGAAUUGCCAGAGGUGGGAAGCAGUGAGCUCUCCAGAAGAGCAUGUCAGACCAGGAUGUAUUUGUUUUAAAAGGGACAUAUUUGUAACGUGCCUAAUGAUGCAGCACGACUUCAGCAGUGCGUGCACUACUGUAGUUUCUCAUUGUCCAUCACUGGACAAGGGAGAAAAUCUGUUCCCUCUAAACAGUACUAACCACAUUCCAAGAGCUCCUCUGUAUCAAACAGGGCUCAGAGUUGGUACUUGAAAGCCUUACUUACAUGGUUCCUAUUGCUUCCAACUUUGCUUCAUUUUAAAAGGGACUCUUUGAUUUUACAGUAGAGAGCCAUUUAACACCCUUUUGUGCUGUACAUUUACAAAUACAUAUGCAGAACCUAUAGCAUGCUUAGCAGAGAGAAGCCCUGUCAAGCAGGUGAUCCAAAAUACACUCACUGUUCUGUCCACAAUGUUCAAAAAUAGCGCAAGAGUUCUGCUGAGGAAGGCCACUAGCAGUUAAGGCUCACCUCCAAAAGGCUGCUGCUACCAAACUCCCAGCUAAAUUGCCACCCACGCUCUAGCAAUCAGGCUUGGCCUGGGGGGUUCUGUUGCUAGCAAGAAGCUGUUGUGAAAAUAGAGGAAAGUCUCUAUCUUUGAUGGUUUGGGAGAAGGAUGGAAACUCCCUGCCGAACAAUGAUCUUAGUAGGCUAAAGAUUUCAUUUUACCUUUGCUUGUGUCGCCAUUGUGAAAAUGAAGUACCUGAAAUUAUUACGGAUUAGUUAAAAAAGAAGAGAUGUCCUAAUGUUAAAUGGGGUUUGCAUGUUUUAAAGUACAUGGGUUUUUUCAGUGUACUUUGUAUUUAGCUAAGAACUCCUAUCCAUGUGAAUUGAGGCCAAGGGGAGAAUCAGAUUUGUCCUAGCUUAAGCCCACUGUUUUUCUGUAUAUCCUCUUUACUGAGGUACUGAUAAUUAUCCUUCCAUAAGUACAUAGUAUGUAUUUAUAUACAGUGGCUGAGAUAAUAUUUUACUUAACCAAUAUGUUAAACAGAAAAGCUCCCCAAAAAUAGGCAAUUACAUUUUUUCAGACACUGUCCCUUUUUCUAAAUUACUGAGAACAGUACCACAGACACCUACUCCAACAAGGAGAAAAAAACCAAAACAAACAUUUUUUGUAGUUGUGAAGUCCAUCAUCUGCCAGGGAUGGGACAAUACUAUCCAAAAUAGAGCAAGAAACUACUAAGUACAUUCAAGACAGAAGUGCAAUGACAUAUGUGAACAAUGACAACUACUUCAGAGGAUAGCUAAUACUGACCUUAAAAAUCCUCCCAAGCCUGUUCCAGCAUUGGAAGCAUUUCAUAAACAAAACCCACCAAAACCAACUGCUGUCAUUCGAGCCCUUUGCCAGCAGUGAGUUUACUUGCACAGUGCUCCUGUGAUAUAUGGAGAUUAUAUAGGCUUACUGUAAGACAAUUAUCAUGUACUGUCCAGUGUUCAGCCAGAAAAUCUGGGAACAGAAUCUAGAUGUUAAUCCAUUGCCUUAACCAGUAUAAAAGCCUUUUCUUCCUUAACAACAGAUGAGUUACAUUUAUCUUCUGUUUCAUGGGGUUUUUUUAAAAUUUAGAAUUUGUAUUUAUUUUGUAUUCAUGGUACAGCAUACUUGAUAUACUGUCUCGUACUUUCAAGAUUUUUUUAAAGUAAAAAUAUUUUUCAACUCUGUGGUUUUCCUCCCUUUAUGCAUUUGCUCACUUAGAACAGUAGGACAUAAGACAAGGAGGAGCCAAGCAAACUGGGAGUGUUCAUGUUCCAAGGUUUUCUCCCUUGGAGCAGAUUUAAGAAAUGGUAACGGUACAUUAGCUGUGGUUGCUCUGAAACAGUGUCCCCUCUGCCCUGACUGCAUUUUCCCGAAAGAGCUUGCUGUUCCCGUUCGCCACUCAUGACAGAUCCAAACCACUGCAAAGCCAAAUUCGAAAGGUGAUGAGUGAGGUCUGGCAGCUACACACGUGCAAACAACAAACCAAAACUAAGAUCCCUCCCUGUCAUCGCUUUUGUGUUCAUACAAGUUAAGCAGUUAAUAUAGUAAAAAUGUAAUCAUUCUACACCUAAGAAAAAAAAAAUCCAGACAAAUGUAUAGGGCAGGUGCAAUAGUGCAAAUAUAUUUCAUUAAUCAGAAAUAGAAAUGGGAAGUAUUUCCAUACAAGCUGACAUGACCUGCACUUCGCAGCCUCUCUCUCAAACCUGCUAGGUGACAAACAUCCAUUGUCUUUCACUCAUGAUGUCCUGCACACUUCUGUAUCAGCCUGUUUGUGAUGCACGCUGGUGUGCAUCCUCUACAUUCCCCUCACCCCACGAAAAGGAGUCUGGGCCUAUGGUCAGAUUUUAUCGUGAAACUGAUUUGAACACCAUGCAAGAGUAGUUCCCAGGCUCUAGGUUCACUAUCCUCCAGGCACCAUCCUCCAGUGAGCCUAGCAAAAGGGCAUUAUCACUGAAUUAUUUUCAAUCCAGGUGAUUAUGUUCAUGGUUUUCACCGUAAUAUGAGCAAAUAUAAGUUCAGAUUGAUACUAUUAAAUAUAUUAUGGAUAUUUUAUAUUUCUUACCACAGUUUUUACAGUUUCACAAAUAUCAAAACCCAGGUGUACAUGUCCAUUUUGCAACACAGAAUGACUAUACAAUUCCAAAAAGAGCAGGCAUUUCAAAUACACGAUUCUGAAGUGUAAACACAGUGUACAAGCUCUUCACCUCACAAUCCAGGUGGUAUGCAGCAGCAGCUGAGGUAACACCAUACAGCAUGAACUCAACAUAUGGUUGGUUUGCCUCAAGAUGAUUUUUAGCAUCCUUCUGUCCUGUCACCUGUUCAGUCUUUAGUUCUCCCCCAAGUUAUACAAACAUACAAUAAAUACAUUUUUGAUUUUAAAGGACACUUAGACAAGUCAUGAGGAUUUACGUGAGUACAGUACAUUUAAGUUCAAGUGCAAAAAAAGUAACUAGUGGCUAGUCGUCGAUGUUUCUUUUUAUUGUCUAUGGUGUUGGUCCCAGGCACCACCAGAACACGGGUGGUUCUGAAAGCACAGCUAAAGCACAGCUACGGGACACCCCCUCUGUCAAGCUAACCCAAUGUCAAGGUGGGUAGGAGUGCGUGCCCUCUCGUCUGCUCAACCACUGCCAUCUUUACCCCCCAACCCUGCGCUGCCAUCAGCCUUGCCUCUGGGUCGCUGUGCAGUGCCACAGCAUGCACCUUCCCUGGGGAAGGCCCGAACCAUCACACACCUCUGACUUCAGGGAGGGUUGAGCCACACUCACUCAGUUCUGUAGAAGCCAAGUGUUCAGAGUGCUCAGAAUCUCCCAGGAACAAGCUGUUAACAUAAGCAAAUGGGCCAAAACACUGUCCUGACUAACCCCCCCCCCACCCCUGACUCCUCCCUGAGCCCAAGGAUUUCCUUCCAGCAGCAAUUUUCGCUAUGCACCAGCAACUGAGCCGGCUGCAGUUAAUAUUGAAAAGCAUAAUAAAACAUAAUCUAAAGUCUUCCAGUGUUUUCUCAUUGGGCAAAGUAAUUUCCUAAACAUACCGCAAUUUCGUUACGUUUGAUUCCUCCUGACAAUCUCUCACUCUGCUUGAUUUCUGCAUCAACAACUUUGCCCCUGUAAUCCUAAUCAUCAAGACUUUCAGGUGAUUCCUCCCUACCCCCACCUUCCCCAGGCACUUAAAGCUUACUGUUUUCUCAAUAAAUAACCACAGUAACUACACUGCAUUAAAUAAACCAUUGUAUAGAUGAUGAAAUAAAAAAC